Diceros bicornis minor is the source of this 2988-nucleotide messenger RNA. It is a transcript of the gene NDRG1, whose product is annotated as N-myc downstream regulated 1. Gene Ontology annotation, biological process: signal transduction. Gene Ontology annotation, cellular component: cytoplasm. The record is from RefSeq and is a predicted model, not a curated record. The coding region runs from base 132 to 1286 and encodes 384 amino acids. The transcript has 16 exons. Lineage: Eukaryota; Metazoa; Chordata; Mammalia; Perissodactyla; Rhinocerotidae.
CCCCGCUUCAGCUGCGCAGCGCACGCCGGUCCUCGCCUCUCUCCUCCGCUCCCGCCGGGCGCCGCGCCGCCAGCCUAGCUCCGGCUUCCGCUGCCCUUCUCCUUGUAUCUUAGGCAGGUGACAGCAGGGACAUGUCUCGAGAGCUGCAAGACGUGGACCUCGCCGAGGUGAAGCCUUUGGUGGAGAAAGGGGAGACCAUCACCAGCCUCCUGCAAGAGUUUGAUGUUCAGGAGCAGGACAUCGAGACAUUGCAUGGCUCCAUCCACGUCACGCUGUGUGGGACGCCCAAGGGGAACCGGCCUGUCAUCCUCACAUACCACGACAUCGGCAUGAACCACAAAACCUGCUACAACCCGCUCUUCAACUCCGAGGACAUGCAGGAGAUCACGCAGCACUUUGCCGUCUGCCACGUGGACGCCCCUGGCCAGCAGGACGGCGCCGCCUCCUUCCCAGUGGGGUACAUGUACCCCUCCAUGGAUCAGCUGGCGGAAAUGCUUCCUGGAGUCCUUCAGCGGUUUGGGCUGAAAAGCGUCAUUGGCAUGGGAACCGGAGCGGGCGCCUACAUCCUCACUCGAUUUGCUCUGAACAACCCUGAGAUGGUGGAGGGUCUCGUCCUCAUCAACGUGAACCCGUGUGCCGAAGGCUGGAUGGACUGGGCCGCCUCCAAGAUCUCCGGAUGGACCCAAGCCCUUCCAGACAUGGUGGUGUCCCACCUCUUCGGGAAGGAGGAAAUGCAGAAUAACGUGGAGGUGGUCCACACCUACCGCCAGCACAUCCUGAACGACAUGAACCCAGGCAACCUGCACCUGUUCAUCAACGCCUACAACAGCCGGCGGGACCUGGAGAUCGAGCGGCCGAUGCCCGGAGCGCACACCGUCACCCUGCAGUGUCCUGCUUUGUUGGUGGUUGGGGACAGUUCUCCUGCUGUGGAUGCUGUGGUGGAGUGCAACUCGAAAUUGGACCCAACGAAGACCACUCUCCUCAAGAUGGCGGACUGUGGUGGCCUCCCGCAGAUCUCUCAGCCAGCCAAGCUUGCCGAGGCCUUCAAGUACUUCGUGCAGGGCAUGGGAUACAUGCCCUCCGCCAGCAUGACCCGCCUGAUGCGCUCACGCACGGCCUCAGGCUCCAGCGUCACGUCCCUGGAGGGCGCCCGCAGCCGCUCCCACACCAGCGAGGGCACCCGCAGCCGCUCCCACACCAGCGAGGGCACCCGCCUGGACAUCACCCCCAACUCCGGUGCCACCGGGAAUAGCGCCGGGCCCAAGUCCAUGGAGGUGUCCUGUUAGACGGCCUGCACGGAUGGCCGCCCCCUGGACUCUGGGAUUGGGAUCGCUGUAGCUGCCCCCUCCUCCAGCCCCUUCCUGCCCCCUGCCUGCCACACCGCACGUAACUCGGUAUUAAUCCAAGGCUUAUUUUGUAAGAGUGAGCUCUGGUGAUGAGGAAGUUAGGUUGGGUUUGUCGAGGGCGCCCUUUCUGACGAGGGCGGGGCAGGGUGGACCAAAGGAAAAGCCUCUCGGUGUCCUGUUUUCAUUAACGAGUGGCCUGGUGACCACUCUCUUACCCUCCCCCAGAGACGCCAAACUGCCAAAAACAAGAAACAUAACUGUAAAUACUUCAUAAAUCCAGCCUAGGCUGACCUGAGCAUCCUGGGUCUAAGGGGCAUUUUGUUGGAAGCCCAGCCACCUACUUCCUGUUUCCUCUCCAGCUAAAGAAAAACUGACCCAGUUUCUGGAAACAAAACCUUUUUCUGACUUGGGGAGGGGGAGAGCAGUGAAUCGUGGGUAAAUCUUUUAACUGGGCAAAACAGGAAGUGGGGGGAAAAGAUGGAAUUAAUCUGGAGGCCAGAAGCGUUUGACAAAGCAAAGCCACAGUUAACUUGAUGAAACAGUUGUUUCAAGUUCACGCAUAUAUACAUCUUUUAACACCGGGCCAUACAGGCCUGUUUUUCUGUCAUCCUCUCAAUGAACAAUGAAAGCCAACAUCUCCUGGCUUUGCAAAGAAAUGGUCUCAGCAAACAUUUGGUAUCAUGGAUUGAAGGCUUCGGUUCUGCUGUGUGCCUCCUCCUGCACAGCCCCUACUUCCCACCCCAAAUACGUGAGCGAGUGGUUAUUUCAUUCAUGGGAAGAUCAUUUAGAUUUGUGGUUGCUUUCUUGGAAGUGGAGGGAAACAUUCCGAAUAACCAUACCUGGCUGUGAUGGGUCUCCAUGCAGCAGGGGGCAGGGGUCUUGGGGUGGGGGUGGUCUUUAGGUGACUAGAUGUAAGGGAUUCCUGUGGUCGUGAUGGAAUCUGGUGCAAUUCUGAUUUCAGUCGAUCCCAUCCCGGUUCCCUGGAAUCUCGUGUGAUUGAGUUAAAUCCAGCUUCCAAUCUUUGACAACUGGGGUUGAAUCUGAACUUGACGGCCGAAUGUUUCUGAGCUGGUAACAUUCCUGGAUCUUCAGCUGGAACUGUUUGCUCUUGUAGAGGGUGGGGAUCCAUGUGCGGAAUGGUAGCUGAGAAGACGCAAGGAUUCUGGAAUGUGUAUUCCAUGGAGUUUCCUGCCCUCUCCCGCCGUGCCCUCUUCCCUGCCCCUCUAACCUCCUUUGGGUGAAUGGGGCGGCACCACUGACAUUCCUGGGCAACCUCAGCGUAGCUGUCAAGUUCUUGUACUACUGCCUUUUGAUUUUCAUUUUGGCUAACCAUGGAUCUUAUAGCAAGUUUGAUCAGAGUGAAUGGAACAUUGUGAAUCAGCCGCUGGGGCCUGGUGACUUAAGGACCCUAGAGUUGGUAGAAGGAAGUAGUCAACCCUUCUAGGUAGCUCGAGGGGCAAUGACUCGGUUUACCUGCCACCUACCACCUGGGCGGCUUCCCUUGACCUGCACAGAAAGGUCAGGGGUCAGGGCAGGAGUGGCUGAAUCGAGACAAGAAACUGUUGUGUACAAGUCUUUCCAGAGGAGUUUCUUAAUGAGAUAUUUGUAUUUAUUUCCAGACCAAUAAAUUUGUAACUUUGCA